UACAAGUCCCUAGCCCUCUGAGUGAGAAAAGUAUUCCCAAGGAGAAGUGCUGUACUGUAGUUUAGAUUGUUUUCUUUGUCAAUUACCAGACAUGGAUUUGAUCAGGAAUGGCUGGUUCUCGGAGAUCAAUAACCUAUGGCCUGGUCAGGCAAUGAGCAUCGAGGUAGAGGAAGUUCUUCACCACGAGCGCUCGGACUAUCAAGAUGUUCUUGUCUUCAAGAGUAAAACGUAUGGCAAUGUAUUAGUCUUAGACGGUGUCAUUCAGCUGACGGAGAGGGAUGAGUUCAGCUAUCAGGAAAUGAUCACACACCUGCCAAUGUUCAGCCAUCCCAAUCCGCAGAAGGUGCUCAUCAUUGGCGGUGGUGAUGGUGGCGUUGUCCGUGAAGUCCUGAAGCACGCCACCGUUGAGCAGGUCGUGCAGUGCGAAAUUGACAAGAUGGUGAUUGAUGUGAGCAAGAAGUACUUGCCCUCAACAGCCUCGUGUUACUCCAACCCCAAGCUCUAUCAGCAUGUUGGCGAUGGAUUCGCUUUCAUGCGCGAGCACAAGAACGAGUUUGACGUGAUCAUCACCGACUCGUCGGACCCGGACGGCCCUGCAGAAUCCCUGUUUGAGCAGCCUUACUAUGAGCUGAUGAAGGCUGCCCUCAGGCCUAAUGGCAUCAUCUCCACACAGGGUGAAUGCAUGUGGCUGCACUUGCUACUCAUCAAGAAGAUGCUGCAGUUCAACCGUGGCCUCUUCCCUACGGCUGAGUACGGAUUCACAACCAUCCCAACAUAUCCCAGUGGCCAGAUUGGAUUCAUGCUGUGCUCAUGUAACCCAGAGACAAAGUUCAGUGAGCCAGCAAGGACCAUCACUGAUGCAGAGGCGGACGCAAUGGAUCUGAAAUACUACAGCUCUGCUGUUCACCGUGCUGCAUUCGUCCUUCCUAGAUUCGUGCAAAAGGAAUUAUCUGGCCUAUAACCAGCAUGGCAACACAUGGUCAUUCCAAUAGGACCCACUGUGAAUCAACUACUAGCUCCAACUACAAGAGUCGUGUGCAGUUGGAGAACGAGACGUACAAGCCCACAAGGAUAUCACAGUGUGAUGCUUCAACGACCGCAAUUCUGAGCAACAGAACGUUCUCAUUCAGCUCCAGCUGCAUGCCGCGCAGUCGUCUCAAGCCUAAAAUUCUUUAGCUUUGCGACUGCUUUGCACACCUGCGUGUGUGCCCCCCUCUUGUCAGUUCUGACUUGAUCUCCCCUCCGCUUCUCAAAGCCAAGAUGACGUUACGAAAUGACCUGCUAUAAGUUAUUGGACCCCUCGGGUCGACUUUAUAUUUCAGUUCAUUUCAAUUCAGCGAUAGAAUGAAAAACGACUUUCAUUUUUAAAUAAAAGCAUAAAAAGGA
Sycon ciliatum is the source of this 1386-nucleotide messenger RNA. Its product is annotated as spermidine synthase-like. Gene Ontology annotation, biological process: polyamine metabolic process. Gene Ontology annotation, molecular function: catalytic activity. NCBI's taxonomy places the organism in Eukaryota, Metazoa, Porifera, Calcarea, Leucosolenida, Sycettidae. The coding region runs from base 92 to 961 and encodes 289 amino acids. The record is from RefSeq and is a predicted model, not a curated record. The transcript is spliced from 7 exons.